Patiria miniata (bat star) is the source of this 1938-nucleotide messenger RNA. Its product is annotated as dynein light chain 1, cytoplasmic-like. Gene Ontology annotation, cellular component: cytoplasmic dynein complex. The transcript has a single exon. Gene Ontology annotation, molecular function: dynein intermediate chain binding; dynein light intermediate chain binding. NCBI's taxonomy places the organism in Eukaryota, Metazoa, Echinodermata, Asteroidea, Valvatida, Asterinidae. Bases 1333 to 1608 code for a protein of 91 amino acids. The record is from RefSeq and is a predicted model, not a curated record. Gene Ontology annotation, biological process: microtubule-based process; cilium assembly.
UACAUAAUAAUGGUAAGUUUUGAAGAGCGCCCCCAUUUGGAAGAUGGGUACCAGCCACAUGCUGGGAACACAUGCCUUUACAUAAUUAUUUUCUUUGCAAUUUCUGAUAUCAACAGGGCCCUAUACAUGUACAUAUUUAUUUGCACCUUCUAGUUGGGCCAGCCUAAGGAUGAGGGGGUAGUACAUGUAAAGUACACGGAUAUCAGUGCCGUGGUUUUUGGAGUUUCUCAUCAAGUCAAAAUUCAACACCCAAACGCCUACUCAGUCGACAUACCUUUCAGGAUAUUUUGGUAAUCGAGCAUGAAAUUGCCACUAGUCACAAGUAAAUCUUUUUCAAUCGUAAUAAAGAAAAAUAGUCUAGGCUGCACAAUACGCCUUUCACGCACCAUGAACUGCAAUGUGUCGGUUUAUUGAAUCAUGGUUUUUUCAUGGCUAACGUGAUUAAUUCGUAGACCUUGAGACGAAAAUUUCUGUAAAAAAUAACAGUUAAAAAACUACUCACUAAACAAAAAAAUACUGAGAUAGAGCAAGUUACCGUAGCUUGCUUUCUGUCUACACCAAUCAAAACAGUUCUCGCUGUUCGACACAACAGAGGAGUAAAAACAUGUGGGCGCCUGUUAGUCCAAGGUUAUAGCCAGAUUAGCUAUGCAUCAUUUAAUUUAUUAUAAUUUGUUCCGUGAAAAAAACACCGUUGCAUGUUUGCAACUAAGUAAUAUCAUUGGCCUUACAAGCGGAUUACGAAGAAUUGUUCACAUAAUUUGCAAGUCAAAAUUAGAACAAAUCCGAGAAAGGUAAGAAUACAAUAACUGUAAAUACAUUAAACUGGUAUGUUUACAUUCAUUUUUACAGUUGAUUAUGAGGAUUUGGUUUAUACAUUUUAUAUUAUGUUGUAUAUUAGGCAUCAGCGUGUGCCUACACCUUACGUGUAAUUAUUAUGUGAAGGGAAAAUGUACAUGCAAUAUUAGUGGCGUGGUUCAAAUAUUAAUCUCUGUGGUGUACAUAUUGAGCUGAGUUGUGCUUCCAGCUUGGAAUGACGUUACAUUUUGGAUGUAGGUUAAAAAAACAGUUUCCUUCGAUAUCUGGUGAGACUUCACAAGAUUUAACAAAGCGUGCAUGAUAAUGAUGAUAUUCUAAUGGGGCCCGCAUACUCGUUCCAUAUCACAAACUGUACGUUCUAUAUUCGUUGCAUGAAUUAAACACACAUCGAACCCGAAAAUGUAAUGAAACAAAUGGUAUUAUUUCAAACAGUGAAGUGGAAAGGUCGUCUCCUAAUCAUAAAUAUACUGUUUCUGUUACAUAAUUUGUACAGAAGCGAGUGAUCCUCUUGGAAACAUGGCGUCACAGGAGAAGAAGGCUGUCAUCAGGAACGCAGACAUGUCAGAAGACAUGCAGGAAGAGGCGGUACAAUGCGCUGCAAUGGGCGCUGAGAAAUACACCGUGGAGAAGGAUUUGGCCGCUUACAUCAAGAAAGAAUUUGACCGGAAGUACAACCCCACUUGGCACUGCAUUGUGGGAAAGAACUUCGGAAGUUACGUCACACAUGAGACCAGGCACUUCAUCUACUUUUACUACGGCCAGGUUGCGAUUCUGUUAUUCAAAUCUGGUUAGACAAAUUUGCUGAAAAAAAUGCAUAAAAUAAUCAAUGUGCAUGAAAUAGCCGUCGUUUUCAGGAAAUUGCCAUGUUUUAUUAAAUACCAGCGACAAACACAUGUAUCAUAUGUAAUAAACGUGCUACCUAACUAUGCAAAUUUGCUCAGUGCACUACCUAAAUAAUAAAAAUACAACUCAAAUGUACAACUAAAUCGUUAAUUCAAAAAAUAACUGACCUAAUUUUGAGGGCAGCGUAUUUUACAUUGCUUGAUUGAAUUAGUGGAAUCGAAUGCCGUGGCCUCGUGGUCUGGAGCAUUGAAUUCGUGGUCUGCGGGUAAUUCUGAAGGU